AAAGAAACCAGCGGCCACUCCCCUCCAUAUAAACCCCCGGGAGUUUGUGGAUGUUUCUUGCAGCCCAGAUCCUUGAGGAAGCAGCACGUCCAUGGCCUCUGAUCGCGUCGAGGUCGACACCGCCCGCCCUUUCCGGUCCGUGAAGGAGGCGGUCGCGGUGUUCGGGGAGCGCAUCCUCGUCGGCGGGAGCAACUCCAGAUACAGCAGCAGUGCGGUUGCCAUUGCCGACGCGCAUGCCAAUGCCACCCCUAACGCCAAGCACGAAGAUAGCAGUAGGAGCAGUACCACCACCCUUUCUCCAAAUGCAAUGGCAGAGGUAGAUGCGGAGCUAGAGCCAGAGGCAACGGCAGCUAUCGUGCCUAUGUACUCCGCGCACUCCUCGCCGUCGUUCACGUCGCCGCGUUCGGCGUACGGCGACGACGGCGAGCUUGGUUGCCAAGACGACGAGGCCGGGCUCGCGGUCGUGAGCUCCAUCAAGAAGCUGGAGGCGGAGGUGGCCGAUACGAGACGGGAGGUGCUGCAGCUCAGGAAGAGGGGCACCGAGAUGGAGAUGGCCGUGGCCAGCCUCAACGCGCAGCUCCACCGAGGCCUCUCGAGGCUGGCCGAGAUCGAGGCCGACAAGGCUGCUGCGGCGGCGGCACGGCGCAGCAUCGGCGGGGACACCGACGUGAUGGCGGCGGCCAUGGUGCGGAGCGAGCGGUGGGCCGAGAAGUCCAGCACGUACAGCAGCGAGUACCUGCCGUCCUUCAGCCACGCGCUGAGCCUCGGCGAGAUCGACGACGACCUGCUCGGCGGCAGGAGGAGGAAGGCGCAGAAGGUGAAGCCCAUCGUGCCCCUCAUCGGCGACAUCCUCUUCUCCAAGAGUUUCUCCAGGAGGAAGAGCGGCAAGGACAGCGGGGAUCUCUCCAGCGUGUUAGGGUGAUCAUCACUUUUGCUUGCUGCGUUGCGUGUGGUUUGGAUGGAGCAUGUGCUUUUUUUGGUCCUUUCUUUCUCUUUGGUCGGGGUUUUUCAUUUUUCUUUGUGCUCUUGUUUGUGCGAGCCUGUAAAUGUAAAAUACUGAUGAAUGCUUGUAUCUACUCCCUCUGUCUCAAAAUGUAAGAGUGUCAAAAAUGAUGUUAUAUUUUGGGA
Molecule: messenger RNA, 1128 nt
Organism: Triticum urartu
Lineage: Eukaryota; Viridiplantae; Streptophyta; Magnoliopsida; Poales; Poaceae
Source: RefSeq, a predicted model, not a curated record